Molecule: messenger RNA, 435 nt
Organism: Pneumocystis murina B123
Lineage: Eukaryota; Fungi; Ascomycota; Pneumocystomycetes; Pneumocystales; Pneumocystaceae
Exons: 2
Coding region: 1-435 (144 amino acids)
Cellular component (GO): mitochondrion
Source: RefSeq, a predicted model, not a curated record
AUGAUAGGAAAAAUGUUUUUUAGACAACUUUUACUGCAGCGAUUUGUUUUUCCAAUACAAAGACAUAACAGUAUUUAUUCAUGCUAUAACCGGAUUAAAUCAAUCUCAAUUCACUCUAAAAAUGAUAACUCCAUAACAGGAAAUUAUCCUUCUAAUAUUCCUUUUGUAAAUAGGCAAACAAGGACUCCUUAUGAUCCAGAGUAUUUUGAUGUAACGGAAAGACGUAAAUUUGGAGAAAUUUUGCAUGAACAGGAUGAAAUUCUUUCAAUGUUUUCUCCAGAUAUUCAUUCUCAUGUCACAUCUUCAAAAGCUAUUCUUCAUUUAUUUACAUUUGGGUUUAUUGUUGUUACUAUUUCUUCAAUUGCUUAUAUUUUCCGGCCCAAACCACUUGCAGCACCUAGAGAAAAUAUCUUGAAAAAACUAGAAAGACUUUGA